ACACAUAUAAUUCUAGACUAAUGAUUGAAAUCUUAAACAUCGUCAACAUUAGAGUGUGGAUAAAUAACCUGAUGAAUGUUUAUGGAUUGAAUAUAAAACGGAUUAACAUUGUGAAAUUUAAUUAUUGUAGUAAAAAUCAUGAUUGAGAUAACAGCAAAAUUAAUUAGAGGACCUGUAUAUUUUUCUGGUGAAGUUAUUGAAUGUUUAGUCACAUUUAGUAAUCCACCAAAUCCAAUUCAUCAAAUCUCCCAAAGUCACAGUGACAUUUUUGAGAGUCUCGCAUGGGCUAGUGCUCAGGUUCAUUGUCAAUGUUCUACAAAUAGUAAAAUUGUUUUCUCAGAAAAACUAAACAUGACAGCACAAUUAGCAGCUAUUAAUGCAAAUACAACCUUUGCACCAUGGCAGCAGGAUAAUGGUCAUGUUGUUCUAAAUACAAAACCAAAAAUUUUGUUUUGUGACUUAAGAUUAUCUCCUGGUGAAAGUAAAACAUAUAUUUAUCGAGAAACAAUUCCAAGUGAUGCACCUCCAUCCUAUAGAGGGCAUGCAGUAAAAUAUUCGUAUAAAAUUACAGUUGGGACACAAAGAGUAAACACAGCCAUAAAGUUACUUAGAGUUCCAUUUAGAGUACUUUCUUUAAGCGAAUUGCCUGAAGUAACUGCUUGUAAUGAUAGCGUUGAUUUAAGUCCAAAUAAUCCAUUCAUGGAAACACAACAUAGAGAUACUCCAUUAGACGUUGCACUACAGACUCUUCAGAAUUUAACAGCGAGACGCAGCCCAAACUUUUAUAAUAUCACAAACGGACGUGGACGUAUUGUAAGAUUUUGUCUUUUCAAAAAUUCUUACAAACUCGGAGAAGAUAUCGUUGGAACGUUUGAUUUCUCGAAUGCUACCGUUUCCUGCGCUCAGGUAUCUGUUGCGUUGCAAUCAGAGGAACAUAUUUCAGAGGAGUACAGACGAGGAAAGACUUCAACACCGACUUUAGUCAGUUACAAUAAACACCACGAAAUGUGUAUGGGUUUGAAAUAUUCUCAUUUGGUAUUACCCAUACCAUUGCAUGUGACCCCAGAUUUUACUACUGAUUUAAUGACACUAAAGUGGAGAUUACAUUUCGAAUUUGUUACGACUUCCAAACUGGUAGAAGUGCCCAAUAAAAGUACUAUUAACUGGCAAGGACCAUUGAUCUUGGAUGUUGAAACAAUGAUAUGGGAUUUACCUGUUCACAUUCAUCCAACAACUACGCCGCCUAAUACCGCGCAACAAACAAGAUAUAAUAUAGUAAUAUAGCAAAUUGAGAAAUGUUAUUAUAUUAAGAAUUCACAGACAUUUGUUAUUUUUUUACUGACAAUUAUUUACCUGUGCAUUUCUCGAACUAUUAACACAACAAUAAAAAUAAUGUAUAUGAAAGUGUAAAUAUAUAAAUGUAAGAUACAUAAAUUUAUUAUAUCAGAUCAUAUUUUGGCAACAAAUAGUUCACACAAUGUUUUAAAUACUUUAUGCAAUAAUGGACAAGAUAUUAUAAAUAUAAUAUUCGUACAUUAUGUUAAACAUUCAAAAAAUGAAAAUUUUAUUUGUAUGUUUUGAA
Messenger RNA from Frieseomelitta varia, 1582 nucleotides. Its product is annotated as RAB6A-GEF complex partner protein 2. The record is from RefSeq and is a predicted model, not a curated record. Gene Ontology annotation, cellular component: Ric1-Rgp1 guanyl-nucleotide exchange factor complex; Golgi membrane. Bases 139 to 1284 code for a protein of 381 amino acids. Gene Ontology annotation, biological process: retrograde transport, endosome to Golgi. NCBI's taxonomy places the organism in Eukaryota, Metazoa, Arthropoda, Insecta, Hymenoptera, Apidae. The transcript is spliced from 7 exons.